This is a messenger RNA of Salvelinus fontinalis (brook trout), 761 nucleotides long. RefSeq names its product ankyrin repeat domain-containing protein 2-like. Bases 214 to 666 code for a protein of 150 amino acids. Lineage: Eukaryota; Metazoa; Chordata; Actinopteri; Salmoniformes; Salmonidae. The record is from RefSeq and is a predicted model, not a curated record. Gene Ontology annotation, molecular function: protein binding. The transcript has 6 exons.
AUAUUUUUCCAGUUAAGGAGGACAGCACUGCACUUUGCCUCCAUCGAGGGACACUCUACCGUCAUCCAGAAGCUUCUAGAGAAAGGAGCUAACAUCAAUUCUAAAUACCGGCUGGAGUCCAGAGCUGUUCACUGGGCCUGUAGAGGAGGAAGCCUAGCUGUGAUCAAGGUCCUCCAGAAACAUGGAGCAGACCUCAACAUCAGGGACAAGCUGAUGGCCAGCCCUCUCCACGUGGCCACCAGGACAGGCCAUUCUGACGUAGUGGGACACCUGCUGAACAGUGGAGCCAAAAUCAACCCCAGAGACAGGGUAGGACGUCAUGCUUUCUCACGGCAUCAUACCUGGUCUAAUAUGAUUUUAUUGGAAUGUCCACAGUGCAAGGUGUUCUACAUUGGACAGACAAAGAGACGCCUUCAAGAACGCUUAGCGGAACACAAGUAUGCCAUACAGGAGGAGGACACUCCUCUGCAUGAUGCUGUGCGUCUGGGCAGAUAUAAGAUACUCAAGUUGCUCAUUGUUGGAGGGGCUGAUACCAGGCUCAAAAACCAUGAGGGAUUUACAGCAGUGGAGCAGGUGAAGGAGUGGCAGUUUGACACCAAGGAGACUCUGGAGAAACUGGACCAGCUGAGGGAGGUGGGUCUGGUACCCCCACUGUUACCUACCUAACCAGACCACCAAAUCAGCCUUCAGCCCUAAACCUCCACACCCUACUGUUACCUACCUAACCAGACCACCAAAUCAGCCUUCAGCCCUAAACCUCC